GCGGGCCGCACGCCGCCCAGCGCGAAGAUGGCAGCGGAGCCGCAAGCCAAGAAGCUCAAGCUGGAGCAAAAGCAACUGAGUGAAAAUGUCCUGUUCGGAAUGGGAAAUCCUCUGCUUGAUAUCUGUGCAGUUGUGGACAAGGACUUCCUUGACAAGUAUGGGCUGAAGCCAAAUGACCAAAUUCUGGCAGAAGAGAGGCACAAAGAACUAUUUGAAGAACUUGUGAAAAAGUUCAAGGUAGAAUAUCAUGCUGGUGGUUCUACUCAAAAUUCCGUUAAAGUGGCCCAGUGGAUGAUUCAGAGCCCUUACAAAGCUGCAACUUUCUUUGGGUGCAUUGGCAAAGAUAAAUUUGGAGAGAUCUUAAAGAAGAAGGCUGAGGAAGCUCAUGUGGAUGCCCAUUAUUAUGAACAGAGUGAAGAACCAACAGGAACCUGUGCUGCCUGCAUCACUAGUGAUAACAGGUCUCUUGUAGCCAACCUCGCUGCUGCUAAUUGCUAUAAGAAGGAAAAGCAUCUUGAUUUGGAGAAGAACUGGAAGUUGGUGGAAAAGGCCAAAGUUUAUUAUAUAGCAGGAUUCUUCCUGACGGUGUCACCAGAAGCAGUAUUAAAAGUGGCUGCUCAGGCUUCUGCAAACAACAAGAUCUUCAGCUUGAAUCUUUCUGCACCAUUUAUUAGCCAGUUCUACAAAGAGCCUAUGAUGAAAGUCAUGCCUUAUGUCGACGUCCUUUUUGGAAAUGAGACGGAAGCUGCCACUUUUGCUAGAGAGCAAGGCUUUGAGACUGAAGACAUUAAAGAGAUAGCCCGGAAGACACAAGCCCUGCCAAAGGUGAACGCUAAAAGGCAACGAAUCGUAGUCUUCACCCAGGGGAAAGAUGACACUGUAAUGGCUACAGAAAAUGAAGUGACUACUUUCCCUGUGUUGGUGAGUGAUCAGAGUGAAAUUGUGGAUACCAAUGGAGCUGGAGAUGCAUUUGUUGGAGGCUUUCUCUCACAGCUCGUCUAUGACCGGCCAGUGACCGAGUGCAUCCGGGCUGGACAUUACGCAGCCAGCGUAAUUAUCAAGCGUUCAGGUUGCACCUUCCCAGAGAAGCCUGACUUCCACUGAUACUGGCUAAUUGGAGGGAUCAAGAGUAACUCCCAUGUUGCCAUGGGAUUGCUGCCUAAAUUUUUCCUCCUUCCCUUUCCUCACCUUUCCAAUUACCUGCAUCAACGCUUCUGUACUUCUGUUCAUUGUAUUCUAAACAAAAUAUAUAUUUCUAUGGCAUUUUCCUUUUCAUCCCACUACAAUGUCUGAGUAGUCUUAACUUUUGGAAACAGUGCUAAGUGAAGCUUAUUCUCGCAUCCAUGAGGAAAAAUUGUUCUAUUUACACAGUUUAUAAGGAAGUCCCAUGUAAAUGAUACUGCUGAUUAACACCGUUAAAAUACUUCUGUUGAACUAUCUAGUUUGUACCCAGCUGUGGCCAAAUCCUACUCAACUUACGUGAAAUCAACAGACCUGACUUUAUUUGUCACUUAACCUUGUAAACCAGUGGAGUCACACUAGCGUCAAGAGCCAUGUAAAUGUCCCAAGAAUUUCCUUACACAUUUGAGUGUGCAAGAUCUGGCCGUCAGAUCCAGCCCAGCUCCCAUGAAAGCGAGUAGCUAUUUUGUCAGUAAUUUAAGGACCUGAUGCAAAGCUGAUGUCAU
This is a messenger RNA of Gavia stellata (red-throated loon), 1685 nucleotides long. It is a transcript of the gene ADK, whose product is annotated as adenosine kinase. Gene Ontology annotation, molecular function: adenosine kinase activity. The transcript is spliced from 11 exons. Gene Ontology annotation, biological process: purine ribonucleoside salvage. Lineage: Eukaryota; Metazoa; Chordata; Aves; Gaviiformes; Gaviidae. The coding region runs from base 28 to 1104 and encodes 358 amino acids. The record is from RefSeq and is a predicted model, not a curated record. Gene Ontology annotation, cellular component: cytosol; nucleus.